GUUUACAUUUUGACAGUCCAUCGUCUGAGAGCUAACGUGGUAUUUGCAAUAAACUGAAGGCAAUAGACGGCGUUUUAACUGCUAAUUUAUAGUAUAAUACCAAAAUUGUCUGUGAAAUUUUGUAUUUGCAGUGGAUAAUAGCCCAGCUGACAUGAGUGGCCUGUUUGUUUGCGAGGAACCGAACAUAUGGAGGAAGGUUUAUGACAAGUACUGGAAUGUUGUCGAGGCCAAAGCUCAAGGAAAGAAACAUGGGAACCUGCUUAAACUUGAUAAGUGGUACCAAGAGGAGCUUCCUGUUCAGAUUUCAAGUCGAGCAGAAAAACACAUCACUCUGGCGGAGCUGGUGAAACUAAUGCAGUGGAAGUUGACAAGAGGGAAGUUUCGGCCCAGGCUACAGCAGUUGGUGGCCUCCAACAGCGAGGAUACAGUAGAGAAAUGUUCCAGAAAUGCUUUUAACCUCCUGCCUGAUGUCCAGGCAGCGAUUGCAGAACUCAGUUUCCUGAAAGGAGUUGGUCCCGCUACUGCUUCUGGAGCUCCAGAACAGACUGCAUUCAUGUCUGAUGAGGCCAUGGAGAGUGUGCCAGGACUGCCGCCCAACCAGUACACAGCCAAGAACUACACUGUGUUCCUGAGCAAGAUUGUUGAACGGUCUAAAAAACUAAACAAAGCGGAUCCACAGCAGGACUGGACACCUCACAGGCUGGAGUUGUGUUUGUGGGCGAUGACCACAGCUACAAAACAACAGUUCCGGCUUUUUGAAGAAUUAAACAUGAAGAAUGUAAACACACAGGAAAAAACUUCAGAUUUUGAUAGUGAACACAUAGCAAAGAAACUCAAAACAGCCUAAAUUUGUUCACUCAUAUAUAACCCCUUCUUUGGUGCCAUUGAAAGUAUUUCUUUUACAUAAAAAAAGUAUUACAGUCUAUUAAAAACAAAUCUGAUCACUGAGUGAUUUUCUUUUUUUUUUUUUUUUUUUUACUUUCCCAAGAGUUAAUAAAGUUAUUUACAGUUACAAA
Messenger RNA from Oryzias latipes (Japanese medaka), 1016 nucleotides. RefSeq lists its product as uncharacterized. Lineage: Eukaryota; Metazoa; Chordata; Actinopteri; Beloniformes; Adrianichthyidae. The record is from RefSeq and is a predicted model, not a curated record.